CACGUACUGUAGUAAGAAGGUUUGAGGCCGUGAAAAUUAAGCGUUUGGUUGUUCUCUCGUUUUUGGUUCUCCUUUUCGCAAUUUUGGUAUUCAGGAGAUAUAAAAUGGUAGUAGCUCGUGGUGUUGAUCGGAUCGAAACAUCCCGACAGAUGAGAGAAGGAGGCGGAUUUCUGAUCCGAAGACCCAUCGGAGAUAAAAUCAACCAGUGCGAUCCAUUCUUGCUGUUAGAUCAUAUGGGUCCUGUUAUUUACGGCCCUGGAGAGGCUGUUGGAGCUCCUGAUCACCCUCAUCGAGGAUUUGAAACUGUCACCUAUCUGAUUGACGGUAAGAAAGAAAAAUGGUUUCUUUUCUCGGCCGUGUUACUUAACGUAAGCUUAUUUGACAAGGUACUUAACUAAUCAGCGGGGGACUCAAGUAAUGACAUUGCAGAAAAGCCACCAUUCAUAAAAAAAUUAUAAAAAGAUCCCUGAUCGAUCAAGCCCUGAGUUUUUCUCGCCUAAGAAGGCUUCGAGAUUCCAAUAUUAAAGAAAGAUUUGUGAAAUAGUUAAGAUUGUGAUGCCUACAGAUCUGUUUCAAAAUGCAAACAAAAAAAAACAUUGAGCCCACCUGCUAUUUAACUAAAUUUUUGGAGAGAACAUUUCUGACCCCUUACAAUAUUGACCCCUAAGUAACAGUGUACACGGGAUAUAUAAAGUACAAUGAUUCCCACUACGUUUGCACGUAGUACAAGUUUGACUGGUAUAAAUCUUGUACUGACUUCUGUGAUUAUCUAUUUUUAUUCCUUAAAAUAUUUCCAUUUUUUAUCAUAGCACUAGCAGCACUUUGUUUUGUCUUUCUCAGGAGAGAUGAAACAUCAAGACAGUGCUGGGAACAGUGGUGUUUUGAAACCAGGUUGGGUACAGUGGAUGACCGCAGGUUCUGGUGUUGUGCACAGUGAAAUGCCUUCAGAUGAUGUUUUAAACAAAGGUGGAAGAUCAGAGGGAUUCCAGCUUUGGGUGAACUUAUUAAACCACGAUACCAGGACAAAAAAAAUUCCUGACAAGAUGAUUAAACCACUGUCUUGUAUCUGACAAAGGACACCCUGACCUGAAAAUGCUUUAACAAAAUUCCUGUAGUUACCAGUGAAGGAAAAAUGAAUCUUGUACUGUUGAAAUUCAUUUUCUGCUGUCUUGUUUCUGACAAAUCAAUUUUAGAAAAUAUUGACAACCCAUAACUGCCUCGGACCUGAAAAAACGCCUUUAAGAAUGCCCUACAACUAGCAACGGAUUCAACUUUUGAAUAAUAAAUUCAUUAAUGGAUUCUUGGGGGGUACGCUUGACCUGGUUUGACUGUAACCCUUUAAGCCCCAAUAUCCACAUACAAAUUCUCCAAACUGGUCUUUAUACAUUUCCUUAAGGAAUAAGUUGAGAGAAUUUGGUAGAAGAUCAAAGCAUUUUCUCUUAGGUGAUCAUUUUAUUAACUCUCAUAACCAUUUCUCUUGGUAACAUAUGGGUAUUGUUAGGAGAAAAUUGAUCUUGGUCACUAUUGGUACUUAAAUGGUUAAUUCUCCAGACUGAUCUUUAUACAUUUCCUUAAAGAAUUAGUUGAGAGAAUUUAAUAACAGAUCAAAGCAUUUUUCUUUCAGUGAUGAUGUGAUUAAUUCUCAUAACAGGGACAGAUCCAGAAUUUUUUUUAGGAGGGGGUGCACUCUUCUCUUGCUCUACUUCAACACCAAUAAACCACAUAGUUUUUUUUUUGCAGAAUACCAGUUGUAUUAGAAAACCACAGGUCAUCUCAGGAGGGGGGGGGGCACCCCCUGCACCCUCCCCCUGGAUCCACCCCUGCAUAAACAUUUCUCUUAACAUUUCCUUGUUAUUGUUAGGGAAAAUUGAUGUUGGUCAUUUAUGGGACAUAGAGUGAUAAAAAAGUGUGUGUGAAUCAAGCCGCCACACUUGAGUCAACCAAUGACCAGCUUGCGUGAAAAAAUGUUUGUAAAUAAUUUCCCAUAUUAAUGUCUUAUUUGGACCUUGUAGAGUGGUUGUCUGACAUGCAUAAUAUGUUGUAUCAUCCUCUUUUUACCUGUAGAUGGAAAGACCAAAGUCAAGGUAAUAGCUGGAGAGAGUUUGGGUGCAAAAGCUGUUAUAGACACACGAACACCAAUAAUGUACCUAGAUAUCCACGUGCAGGCAGGUGGAACAUUUGUUCAGGAUGUUCCUGAGGAAUAUAAUGGCUUUGCUUAUGUUUGGAGGGGAAGUGGUUCAUUCACUGAGGACAGAAUCUCAGUUCAGAUGGGAAAGGUAAAAUUUAAAAAAACUGAAAAAUCUACAGAGGUUUUUUGUCAAGUAGUUUCAGAGGGGGGCUCCCAUAUGAAAGACCGACAGGGAUGCUUGUUGUCUUACUCGGAGGUAGAAGUUGAUGAAAAUGGUCUCACUUACAGUGUUCAGGACACUGAAAGCCAAUAUUUUUACCCAUAACAUGCAUGAGUAAAGAAAGGUCUUAUAUAUAAAAAAAACAAAUGCUGUCAUACUGUGUCAAAGUAUAGUUCUAAAUUUUCCAAAGAGGAUCCUGUCUCUUUCACCUCCCCCCCACCCCCCAAGGAAUAACUUGUAUGUCCUCCACUUGUGUUAUUGUUACAGGUAACUGUUUAACAUACAUGGAGAAUAAGACUAAUGAUAAAUAAAAGAAACUCCUGUAUUAUAAUUUGUUGGAAUCUUGGACUGGACUGUUAAUGAACAGGACAAUGACCUCACCUGCCAUUGCACUAUUAUACCAAGUGAAUAGCAAGUCUCAAGUCCCAUCACAAAGAAUGCAGUAAUGAUUCCCUGUCAAUAAAAAAACUUCACACAAUAGAAGACAUAUAAUGACGCAAUAGUUUGACAUCAGCUGGGAUAUCGAGCAUCAUGCACCCUGUUAUUGCUUGUCUUUUUUAAAUGCAAUUUAUUGGUGAUGAAUAUCUAACACAAUCAGGGUGUAUUAAUGUAAAGUACUGUACAGUUUAUUAGUUUGCAACUAACUCUAUCUUAAUGCACACCUCACUAAAACGAGACACCUAGAGUUGGUCCCUGCCUAAUUCUUUACUCCUUUUGUUAACUCUCCACAAAACAGACAUCUCUGUAAAAUGACGGAAGACAGACACACAGUGCCUGCCAGUCCCAUAGGUGUCCAUCUCGGAGAGAGUUAAUUGAACUGUCAAUGCAAUGGUUGAAAUACAUAAUUACAUAGUUAAAUGAAAUAUUAUAUUUCUAUGUUGUCAUUAAUUUAAUCUUCUGCUAAUAUCCUGCUACCUGCAGGUUGCCUUGUUGGGAAAGGGAAACACGUUUCAAAUUACUGCAAGUCCCGAUGAAGACCUUCAUGUUCUGCUCAUAGCAGGUGUGCCAAUUAAGGAACCCCUUGCACGUCAUGGACCAUUUGUCAUGAACACUUGGGAAGAAAUAGAGCAAUGCUUCAGCGACUACCAUGCAGGAAAACUGGGCUCGAUUGAAGGAUCUGAAGAGCGCUAUGCUAAAACAAAGAAAGCAGUCAGUAAACAGAAAGAAACAGGGUCAUGGAAUAAAAAAUAAAUUGAUUAAUUGUUAUGCAUUAUGUGCAAGUAGAUAAUAAUCUAGCGUUAGUGAUCAUAUAUUUUAUCAUUGGUAAUAAUCAAAUUAGCCCAGCC
Porites lobata is the source of this 3634-nucleotide messenger RNA. NCBI's taxonomy places the organism in Eukaryota, Metazoa, Cnidaria, Anthozoa, Scleractinia, Poritidae. The record is from the annotation of a GenBank genome assembly.